Messenger RNA from Anopheles maculipalpis, 846 nucleotides. RefSeq names its product ficolin-1-like. The transcript is spliced from 2 exons. Bases 16 to 846 code for a protein of 276 amino acids. Lineage: Eukaryota; Metazoa; Arthropoda; Insecta; Diptera; Culicidae. The record is from RefSeq and is a predicted model, not a curated record.
GCCAGUGUUAUCAACAUGUUCAACAUUAGUUUACUGUUUGCGUUAACAUUCAGCAUUGGUAUACAAUGUGCUUCAAGCUUAGAUACAUCAGAUGUAAUCAAGGAUGGGUUUGCAUUCGAAAUGAUCAUGACAAAGUUUAACGUGCUCGAAGAUCGCCUCCUUCAGAUAGCAAAUCAAUCAGAAAAAAGAAUCGUGUACAAAUUCUGCAGUGCUGUUCCAUCGUCCGGCGUGUACGAAAUUCAACCCGAAAAGCCCUUCAAGCAACCGAUAACUGUGUUGUGCGAUCAAGAGUACGAGUCCGGAGGAUGGAUUGUGAUACAACAUCGGUUUGAUGGAUCGACAAACUUUUAUCGUAAUUGGAAGGAAUAUAAGAACGGAUUCGGCAAUCUGGAGGGAGAGUUUUGGUUGGGGCUGGAUCGCAUUUAUCAUCUAACGGUGUCGAUUCCACACGAGCUGAUAGUACUGUUGGAAGAUUUCGAAGGCAACAAAACGAUUGCAAAGUACGAUCUGUUCGAAAUUGGCCACGAGGACCAGAAGUAUGUUGUGACGAAGAUAGGUGCAUACUCUGGCACGGCGGGCGAUUCCUUCAGUGGCACUAAAAAUAUGAAGUUUUCAACGUUUGAUGCGGAUAAUGACACGUGGGAAAAUCAGUGCGCAGUUACAUUUGCUGGAGCAUGGUGGUACAGUAACUGCCAUUCAAGCAAUCUGAAUGGAAAAUAUCUGCGAGGAGAAACGAAAGAAUAUGCGACUGCGAUGGAAUGGUCCACUUUUCGAGGGCAUCACUACGCACUGAAAACGUCGAAAAUGAUGAUAAGACCAAAAGGGCAUAGUAAAUUACCGGUUUAA